AAUACAGUUGGAAUUCUCUGUGUUACAUUUAAGUAAAAAAAACAAAAAAACAAAAAAAAAAACUGGUGCGCUGUUAAAAAUAAUUCAUUAAUUUCGUUUCAAAAAAUCCCAGAUUUUAUGUGAGUGACCAUUUGAAUGGAUCAGUUUGACUACUCAGGAUUUAUAUUAUGAUGCCGUAGGCAUAUUAACAAAUAUUAUUUUUAUUUUCUUUGGUUCUGAUAUGGUAUGAAAUCAUUAUGUAAGCUAUCAUGUGACAUUUUCUCUGGCGUUCUACCAAUUCUGACACCCACUGUAUUUUUACUCAAAAAUAAUAUUUAACAAUCACGGAAAAGAAAAAUCAAAGAAAAAACGAUAAACAAAUUAAAAAAAGACAAAGAUGAAGCCUUCCCAGAUUGAUGUUGAUGGAAUUAUGACUUCUUUGGGAGAUUCCAAAUAUUUCCACACCACUCAAUACAUUAUGCUCUGCGCUCCUAUACUUUUAGUGUCAACUAACACUUUCUUCUACGUUUACUUUGCCACCACACCUGAAUACAGAUGUAAUAAUCUGACAGAGUUUCAGCUCAGUAAAUACAACAUAUCGAUCAAUGAAGAAGACAAUCUAAUAUAUGAUAAGUGCUCCAUAGACAUCAUCAAUACGAAUGGAGAGGUUACAGGUGAAAACCGAACCCUGGACUGUUUGAAUAGCUAUUAUUACACGACACCAGUUGAUAAAUCUAUAGUAUCACAGUGGGAUCUGGUCUGUAACAAUGAAGGAUUGGCUGAAUCUACCCAAAUAUUUUAUAUCGUGGGUCAAAUGAUUGGUGGUUUGACAGCACCUUAUUUGAUUGAAAGAUUUGGACGAAAACAUGUGCGAGUGUCAAGCAGUGCCUUGUUGUUAAUCUUCAACUUAUUCGGUGCAUUUUCACCAUUCUACCUCUUGUUUGCAGUCAUGAGAUUUUUCAUUGGAAUACUAAGAGAGGCAUUUCUUCUUAGCUCUACAACUUUGGUUUGUGAAUUAUACCCCAAAGAAAAGCGUAUCAUUAUGACUGGUUUAUUUAUGAAUGUCUGGAGCGUUGGUAAUUGUCUUGUCGGUGUCAUAGGCUAUAUGUUGAAGGAUUACAGUUGGAACAUGUUAUUCCUAUUUAAUGCUGCCCUCUCGGGAUAUUUUAUUGUGGAUUUCUUUUUCCUGCAGGAAUCUGUGCGGUGGUUAAUUGCCACUUCGAAAAUAAAUACAGCUGAGAAGAUUGUCAAAAAAGCAGCUAAACAAAACAAAGUUGACUUUGACACUGUUUGGCAUAUUGCUUUAAAAGAUACUUCAACACAACAAGCAUCUAGUCCUGUGAACGAAACUAAUCUCGACGGCCGAAACUGUGAGUCUAAUGUCGAGGCAAAAGUCAAAGCAGUUGUCGAUCAUUCACAACUAGAAGUUGAAAAAGAAGCUCCAUUAUAUUGA
This is a messenger RNA of Octopus bimaculoides (California two-spot octopus), 1432 nucleotides long. RefSeq names its product organic anion transporter 3. The record is from RefSeq and is a predicted model, not a curated record. Gene Ontology annotation, biological process: transmembrane transport. Lineage: Eukaryota; Metazoa; Mollusca; Cephalopoda; Octopoda; Octopodidae. Gene Ontology annotation, cellular component: membrane. Gene Ontology annotation, molecular function: transmembrane transporter activity.